Molecule: messenger RNA, 1283 nt
Organism: Cuscuta campestris
Lineage: Eukaryota; Viridiplantae; Streptophyta; Magnoliopsida; Solanales; Convolvulaceae
Source: the annotation of a GenBank genome assembly
CCACUUCCGGUCCACCGCCUCAACACCUCCGCCGUAUCCGUCGUCUUUUCGUACGGAUAAACUCCUCACCGCAAUAGUACGCCCACGACUUGCUGCCAUUUCCCUCCCUCCACUCUUUGCGUGCUCCUAUUUCUACUUCUGCCACUAUAUAUGAUCCAGUGAAUUCGUCUCAAAGUUCGCCGGCUGAUGUAUAAUGCGGAGGAGCUAACCUCGGUGCUUUGAGAAAGAGAGAGGGAGAGAGAUGAUAGAACAAAGCUCGCGUGGUUCAGAAAUGGCGGAAGUAGAAAAGGAUAGGAAGGAGAAGCCGCCGGAGGACGACUGUUGCCCAAUUUGCUUCGGCGACUUCGCCGCUGCUUGCAGGACCGAUUGCGGCCACUGGUAUUGCGGAAAUUGCAUUCUGCAGCUGUGGAAGUUUAGAGGGGCACUUAGAGCGUGCAAGUGUCCCAUUUGCACUUGCUUCAUCACCAAGCUUACACCAGAGGCAUCGUUGUUUUCUCAACAGGAGAAGGAAGUUGUUGACCUCCUGAAGGGCAUUCACCGCUACAAUCGCCUCUAUGAAGGUGGAAUGCGUGGGAUUGCAUUGAAAACACCUUUGUUUCUUAGGAGUGUCUUAUGGGCACUUAUGGAUGUGCUUUUGGAUCCUCGUCAACUCAGUUUAAACUAUAACAUGAUGCGUUUUGUGGCUCUUUUGGUUGGUUGGAUCUAUAGCAAAUGCCACAUGGAUUUCAUCCCAACUGGUAGGCUGGGAAUAUAUGCAGUGUUAGAUACAUGUGCUGUGUUUUUUGUCGUCCUUAUGUUUUCCAUUGGCUUAUACCGGAAAUGGCUUCGCGGGCGACGUGUAAGGAGGUUUGCUAUGGAGCAACAAGCUGUUGGAAUUGAUUAAAACGACAAAUUCACAACAUUAACCAUAACACCCUUCAAAUGUGUAAUUGGUUGUCGUUGGCUCUUCAUUUUGUAGCGCUUAGCACGUGAAAGAGCAGCUUGAAGCUUCUAUCCUUUCUCUCUGUAUCAUAUGAACUGAAACAUAUAGAUGCUCGCUAUCCCCCCCAAAACUUCAGACGUGUUUGGUUGCGUGAUUUUACAUGUACAAAAUGAUGUUUGGAUGGCGGUGUUAAGAUGCUUGUAUGCAACCAGAAUUUGUGAAUCUUGUUCCCAGAUUAAGGUUCAUUCUUUUCUAGUGAACCUUGCUAAAAUUUUGUACUCCUUAUUUAACUUCUUGGUAGUAAUGUAUGCCACUUUAUGACAAUACCUUGAAAAAGUAUAAAUAUAAUUUUAGUGCGUUU